AUGGCAGAUCUGAAUAAUGUUUCGGAAAUCCAACUCGGAUUUUUCGAGGGACUCACGGCCUUGGAGAAGUUUUAUUGCUAUCCCUGCUACCUGGGACUGACCCUGCGGAACGGUACCUUGGCAUUCAACAGUCCAUAUUUGCGAGAUGUGGAUGUCCUAGCUGGUGGAAUCUUAAGCCUGGAAUCGCACGCAACCACAGGUCUCAUGCCCGACACAAGAAUCAGUCUAGGUGGUAGCCUCAUCUCGGAACUGGCGGAAGGGACAUUCCGCCCCAUGCUCGAGAUACUCUCGCAGGGUGAAGGCUCCAUCUCAGUGAGCAGUGAGAUCUUCGACUGCUAG
Messenger RNA from Darwinula stevensoni, 339 nucleotides. The record is from the annotation of a GenBank genome assembly. Lineage: Eukaryota; Metazoa; Arthropoda; Ostracoda; Podocopida; Darwinulidae.